Molecule: messenger RNA, 561 nt
Organism: Dichomitus squalens LYAD-421 SS1
Lineage: Eukaryota; Fungi; Basidiomycota; Agaricomycetes; Polyporales; Polyporaceae
Exons: 5
Coding region: 1-561 (186 amino acids)
Source: RefSeq, a predicted model, not a curated record
AUGGCGCAGUACGCCGCACAGGGGCAGACGGCGUCCACUCAUGACAUGGUGCAUCCCAGCGACUUGAAGAGUAUAGGCAAUGCGCAGGUCGUCAGACGACCUAUAUCUGACGCACAACCUGACUCAGAUUUGGACGAAGGCAUGGACUUCGUCCCCGAGUCGAUAUCGUUUGACGAGGAGCUGAUUGAUUUCCUCGUCGUCUUCGACAACCCCUUCACCCCAUCGCUUUCGACCAAGUUCCAGCAGGAUAUCGCCACCCUUCUCCAGCUCUGGGCUCGCCUUCUGGAACCGGAAAGGAGACAUUCAGCUUGGACAGCGAAUACAAACGCGCUUCAGCAUUCGGGGGUCACCACGUACGGAUACAUCUUCACCGAUCAGCAUGCUGCCGCAACCGACCCUGCCACAGCAGGUUGCAACAUGCUUCCGUAUGCGUACGGCGGCCCUACGCUCACAGUAAGCGACCUGGGAGUCGGAGUGCUGGCUAUGUCCAUGACGGACUAUUGGCUCUCGUUCGCUGUGAGCGUCACGCCUAACGAUAGUGAAGGUCUUCCGAGUGGGUGA